This is a messenger RNA of Anolis sagrei ordinatus, 1860 nucleotides long. RefSeq names its product solute carrier family 25 member 53 (gene SLC25A53). The record is from RefSeq and is a predicted model, not a curated record. Gene Ontology annotation, molecular function: NAD transmembrane transporter activity. Gene Ontology annotation, cellular component: mitochondrion. NCBI's taxonomy places the organism in Eukaryota, Metazoa, Chordata, Lepidosauria, Squamata, Anolidae.
UGAAGAAGGUGAGUGAGCAUCCUUGGCUGCCACCGGAAGUGCUGCUGCUGGCAGGUGGAGAAGGGUUGUGGUGGCAGUGCAUCUGUGCUGCAGCUGCAGGAAGUGGUCCUCCGGAUGCUGAGUGGGGGAGCUGUUUCCCACACAGGGAGUGGCUCUCCUGUGGGCUGCUUCGCAUCUGCUCCUCCAUUGGAAGCCCAUAGAGUCAGCAGCAGAAGAAAGAAGCAAAGGCCUUCCGGGGCAGGAGGGCCCUUCCAGGAACCCAAAGGUAAUGGCGGCAGAGGAGGCAGAAGAGCAGCAGCGCAAAAGAGGCUGGGACCCUGGGCGGAGUUUCCGGCUGGGUGCGGCUGCCAACUUUUUCUCCACGCUAGCCACCUUCCCACUGCACAAGACCAUGUUCCGCCAGCAGUUGCACGCUGCCUCAAUCAGUGAAGCUGGGCGCCAACUGCACCAGGAGGGCUUGCGCCAAUUCUGCCGCGGGCUCCUCCCACCGCUUUUGGCCAAGACCCUACAAGGCACCCUCCUAUUUGGCUCCUACGAGGCCUUCCUCCACUUCCUCUUCCCCAGUUGCCCCUCAGGGGGUCACUCUUUGGGGCAGCAAGCCACAGCAGGGCUACUCUCAGGCUUUUCAGAGGGCCUAGUCCUGGGUCCCUUCGAGAGGGUCCAGAACGUGCUGCAGGAUGGGCAGAAGGCCCACCGCUUCCCCACCGCCAGGAGCAUCCUGGAGGAGUUCCGCUCCUAUGAAGGCCUGCGGGAGAGGUUGGCACUGGGCUACUAUCGAGGCCUGGGCCUCAUCCUGCUCCGUAAUGGCCUUGGCAGCGCUUUGUACUUCUCCGCUAAGGAUCCGCUGCGUGACCAGCUCCGUGAGAAAGGCCUCCCUGCCCAACUGCCCGCACUCCUCUCCGGAUGCAUCACUGGCACAGUCAUCGGCCUCCUGCUCUACCCGUUGGGUGUUCUCAUUGCCAAUGUCCAGGCCCAAGUGGGCAGUGGGGAGGCCUUGGGGAUGCGGGGCACACUGGAUGCCAUCUGGGGGGCACGAGGUGGGAGAGCGGCCCUCCUCUACCGGGGGGCGCCCCUCCUGGUAUUGCGCUCGGGCCUCAGCUGGGGCCUCACCACCGCCAUGCACGACUUCCUGCAGGACAUCACAUAGCGGUCCUGCGAGGAAGGCUCUAGAGUGCUUUUGGACGAAGGGUAUCCAAACUUUCCUUUCCCCUCAAAGCAUAAAGGACCUGGGGCUUCUCUCCUUAGGACACUCUGGAUAUGAGGGAGCAUCUUCUUCCCACUGAAUGCAACACCACCAAAAGGAGGGACAUGGCUGCAAAGGAGCAGACGGCAAUGUGCUCCCUUUUGCAAUCUUUUGAGGGGAGAUGAGAACAAGACUUUGAAUGAUUGGCGACGGCUAAAGAAUAGGGGCUGGCUUUCCUUGUGAAAAUAGAUCCAAAUAGAGUCCAGGCAUGAGCAAACUUCAACCCUCCAGAUGUUUUGGACUUCAACUCCCACAAUAAUUCCAAACAGCUGGUAAGCUGGCUGGGAUUUCUGGGAGUUGAAGGUCAAAACAUCUGGAGGGUCAAAAUCUGCCAAGUGCCUGAAAUAGACCCUAAACUGGUGAUGGUCUUCUGGAGGUUGCUUGACUUCAGCAAUAGCUCUGAAUGUACAACGGGGCAUCUCUUUCCACUAAAGAGAGGUUAAGGUUUUGCUUGGGAUAAUAUAAUUGGACUGCUCAUGGAAAUAAUCUCCUUUCUCCUUUGCCUUUGACUCUUGUGAUAAACUCAGGUUCAAUGUAUUGUUGAAUGCUUUCAUGGCCAGAAACACUGCGUGGCUGUGAAUUUUCCAGGCUGUUUGACCAUGUUCCAGAAGCAUUUU